AUGGGUGAAGAAAUAAAAGCCUUAGCCGAUAAAAAAAGUACUCAAGCCCAAUCAACUGAAUCAGCACCGAAAAAUGGAAUUCAUACUAAAUUUAGCACCUUAGACGGCAUAAGUAGCCCAAGCGAUUAUGUUGAAAGUGCUAAAAAAAAGGGUUAUGCUUCAUUGGGAGUAACCGACCAUUAUAAUGUCCAAUCUUUUCCUGAAUUCAGCAAACAUCAAAGCAGUAAUUUGAAAAUUAUCUAUGGAUGUGAACUAGAAGUAUUAGCAGAUAAAUUACCUCCCUAUAUUUUCAAUCACGACAGCAAAAUUUUAGAGGAAAAAAUAGGAGAAUUAACCUAUUGCGUUUUUGAUUUGGAAACUACUGGAUUUUUCUCAUCCUACAACGAAAUAAUUGAAAUAGGAUAUGUUAUUUAUAAAAAAGGAGAAAUUAUUCUUUUGCCGGAACGAAAAUCUUAUAGUUUAGAAAAACUAAGUCAUGUUCCGGGGCGGGAAAAGGUGGUUCAGGCUCACCGAGCCUUGGAAGAUAGUAAAUUGUUAGCCGAGUUAUUAGGAAAUUCCUUUAAUUCUGUUGAAAGAAAAAGAAAGGCGAUGAAAUUUUAUGAUUAUAUUGAGGCAAGUAGUCCAAAUAGUUUUCGUCACUUAUGGUUAAAUGGGAGAAUUAGAGAAAAUGAAUUAAAAGCGAUGAUUUUGAAUAUUAUUAAUAUGGCAAAAGAAAUUAAUGUUCCGACUAUUGCUUAUCACAAUGUUCAUUACUGCGAAAAGAAGAGAAAUAUUCUAAAAGAGAUUAUUGUGGCUAAUGAAGGAAUGAAUGGAUAUCCUCAACAGAUAGCAAAGAGAAUAGAGGAAGUUAGGAUUCAGCAGCCCCCACUCGACUACUCAAAUACCGAAAGUAUUAAGCAGGAGGAAAAUGAUUUAAUUCAAGCCUAUACUCAGAGGGCUAACAAAAUUUUUGAAGGAGAAAAAACUCCUGAUAUUGACCUUAAUUUUUCCGGUGAAUAUCAAAAGGUUGCUCAUAAUUAUGUGCGGGAAUUGUUGGGAAAAGAUUCAGUCUAUCGAAUUGGAACCAUUAAUGCUUUGUCACAACAAACAGCCGAGAUUUUUUGGAGGGAGCAUCUUAGAUUAAGAUUAAAAAUUAACCCUGAUUUUAGUGAGAAUAAGUGA
Molecule: messenger RNA, 1161 nt
Organism: Entrophospora candida
Lineage: Eukaryota; Fungi; Glomeromycota; Glomeromycetes; Entrophosporales; Entrophosporaceae
Source: the annotation of a GenBank genome assembly